Molecule: messenger RNA, 2636 nt
Organism: Lolium rigidum
Lineage: Eukaryota; Viridiplantae; Streptophyta; Magnoliopsida; Poales; Poaceae
Exons: 10
Coding region: 164-2371 (735 amino acids)
Biological process (GO): GPI anchor biosynthetic process
Cellular component (GO): membrane
Source: RefSeq, a predicted model, not a curated record
ACCGCCGUCCCCCUUCUUCCUCGGCUCCCGGAGCAUCGCGCGUGUUCCUGCCGCUGUCUCCGCCCCGGUCCCAGUCUGUGGCCAUUGGGUCUCCUUCCUUCCUCUGAGGGAGGGAGGGACCUUCACAAUUUCUGGGCACACCAUCUAGAUCAGCCCCUGCCCGAUGGAGCGGUGCAGGAUCUGGUGGCCGCGCCAGCAGCGUCAGCCAGAGCUGGAGGAGUCCGUGUCCACCAGAUAUGUCAUGUUCGGGUGGCUCUUCCCCCACGCGGGCUCUGUCGACAUCGUCGUCUCGGCGUUUGUCUCCGAGGGAGAGAUCUUGCGGUCCUUCCCCAGCCUCGACACGUUACAGGCGACCAUCCUUUCCUCAGAUAAAAGGAUGCCAAUAACACUACAAGAAUCUGCAGCAUUUACCAUCCUUGGGGAUUGUGUUAUGCAUCUUCCAAGAGAUUUUGAAGCCUGCUGUGUUAAAGAAAAAUAUCGGCUGUUGCAGACUCAAGCUGUUAAGACAAAGCAUUCUGCCAAAAACCAAGACAGUUCUGUUGUAUUGAAUGGAUCAUUGGGAAGUGAAGAUCAAGAGCAAAGCAGAAAUAAUAGAAAAUGGGAAUGUGAUUGUAGCGUAUUAGAUGGUUUUCUGGAUACUUGCAAGAAGUCAGUAGUUAAAGGUGGCAACUGGGUGCACUUUUGCUGUAAGCCUGAAAAGUGCUUCAAAUGUAAUGUGAGCCAAAUUCCAAUGCUUCAGCAUUUGUAUCUUGAUGACCAGAAUGUUGAGAUUAAUCAUUGCCACGUCAUACUUUAUGAUGUUCCAAUUGCUGGUAGAAACCAUUUUUCCCAGGGGGAUGAUGCUCCUCAUAGUUUGAAGCCCCCCUUCAAGAAGCCGAAUUGGAUAUGUGAUCUGCAAAAAAGACCACCAGUUCUUGAUUUGGAUCCGAUUGUUUUGGCGCUUAAUUGCUCAAAUGCAGCUAGAGUACCAGUUUCUUGGAAAACUGCGAAUAAUAGUUCUGCAGCUCAUUUCUUGCUUGCAACUGUGUUUGAGGCCUUAGUUCAAUUGUUGCAACAUUUGACCGGAAUAGUUUUGGCUUCAGUAUUGACUAUUGUCUACAUCUUCAUUCAACUGUUCAGAAAAUGUUUAAGCCAUGUGUCCAAGUACUCCAUGUUACAAAAGGUCUUCAGACACUCAUGGAAAAACAUGCAUCUCCGUUGUUGCCAAAUUCUGUAUUUGCCGGUUUCCCUUCAAGACACCUCCUUAAGCUCCUCUGUGAAUGUUGAAUAUGCACACAAAGCUGCAAUUAAGAAGCAUGCGUUGUGGUCAAAUAUUAUCAUGGAUCUUCUGAUGGGUUUCAUCCUUGGAACAGCAUUAUUGUUAAACAUGGAGACUAUUUGCUCCUGGACUUUUUCUCUUCUCCACUACAUGACAGAUGCUGUCCUGAGAUCUGGUUGUGUGUGGCUGAUGGGUGUUCCAGCAGGCUUUAAGCUGAAUACGGAGUUAGCAGAACUUCUAGGCAUGAUUUCUCUGAAUGCAAUCCAAAUUUAUUCUACCCUUUGGUUCAUGUUGGGAGGCUUCCUGAAGCAUAUAAUUCAAGGCCUUGCAUUUUCUGGAAUCCUUUUAGGUUUCACAGUUCCUGUUUCAUUCUUCAUAGACAUUAUCCAGCUUGCGACAUUACAUGUUACCCUGCUUCAGUGGUUAAUCUCCUUAAUAUAUUCAAGGCAGAUUCAGACAGUGACAUCGUUGUGGCGUCUUUUCAGAGGGCGCAAAUGGAAUCCUCUUAGGCAGAGAUUAGAUAGCUAUGACUACACAGUUGAACAACAUGUGGUUGGUUCCCUGUUGUUUACACCAGUCUUGCUUCUUCUACCGACAGCUUCUAUAUUCUAUAUAUUCUUCACUAUCUUGAGCAGCACAAUCAUCUGCUUGUGCAUAGUAUUGGAGAUUGCAAUUUCUAUAAUCCACUGUACUCCUUAUGCUGCUUUAUUUCUGUGGGUGACAAGGAGGCAAAGAUUUCCUGCUGGGUUAUUAUUCCUCCCCGUGUUGUUCUCGUCAGUUUCUACUGAUGAUGAUGAUGCUCUACCAGUUGAAUAUUGUUCAACCAGUGCAUCUGGUGAAAAGAAAACCGACAUCCAUGUACAUUCUGUACCGCUAGUUUCAGAACUUAACUGUAACUAUAACACACUUGGCCAAGUAAUUGGGCCACAUUACCAAAAAGUUUUCAAGGGUAUUGCUCUCCCUUUCUGCAAACAACUGGCACAUGGAAUCCUUAGGGGUGCAAGGAUCCCUACAACACUGCACCUGUUAUCUUCUCCCUACCCUUGGAUGCAUAUUGGCAUCAGAGAAUACUGGAUGCUCUGCCGCGGCGCAACCAAACAGGGACGGAAUUAAAGUUUUUAUUGUCCCGUCAAUGUUUGUUGCCCUUAGAAUUUUUCUUUAGCUGGCUAACACAGUAGUAAGGAAUGUUCUUAGUUGCAAAAUGUAAUGAUGUUCAGCGUGUCCACAAUGGACCUUUUGGCUUAGACUCUAGUUGCCUAACACAAUGACAGAUGUCUCAUUUUGUAAUUCAGUAACAAAUGUUGUUAGUUGCAAAAUUUUAUGAUAUUGACUAUUCUGUAGAACUGAUGAUUGUUGAAAUACAUCUGGAGUUGAGGAA